ACGCCAUUGGCAGCGCAGGCCGGUGGAAGAGAAGAUGGCGGUGGUCGUCUGGAGCUGACACUGAGUUUAGGGGGUGGGGGGAAACGGCGCCAACAUCAUUGGCGGCAAAGCGCCGAGAGAGGCCGAGCGCGGAGAGGAGCAAGCGCCGGGGCCCCCCCCAUGAGCUGCGUUUAAAGGGAGGGUUAGACUGUGAAUGCGGAGCGGCAGCUACUGAUGUUGACUAGUGUGGAGCCUCCUUUGGGCAGGAGCACAGGACAGUUGGGUCUGCGGGCAUCCUCACGGAUUUCAUCAAUGUUACUCCACACUCAUCCAACAGAAGGUGCACUUGCAGCAGGGUGAGACGACUGUCAGAUAUUUCCUCUUUUGAUGAGAUUGGUGUGAUAUUUCCGACCAUACAAUCUCUUUUACAAGCAGCCUAACCAAGCAUUGAUGAUGCCUACUUGCUCCUCACCUCCGGGCUGUGUCAGGUGGACACCACUGGAGCCAUGGCUGUGAGGAAGAAGAUGCAACCAAAGCAGUAGUGAAAGAGGAAGUACUUGAGUUAUUGGAUGGGCUAAAAAUUGAUAAAGAGGAAAUAUUAGGCUGGCUGUACUCAGUUCAUAAGUCACCAGGACCAUAAGAUGCAUCCAAACAUACUGAGGGAAGUUAGGGUGGAAAUUGCACUGGCCAUAAUCUUCCAAUCCUUACUUACCAAGCUGCCAGAGGACUGAGGAACUACACAAAGGGUGUAAGGAUCAGCCCAGCAACUACAGGGUAUUAAUGGCAGGAAACGUGGAUGUAUACAACUCUUCUGUUCAUGACUCCUGUGUUUCUUCAGGGUUUAAAACCCUGUAUGAGGAGGGAUUGUUAUUUGAUGUCACCCUUGUAAUUGAGGAUCACCAGUUUCAGGCUCACAAGGCCCUACUGGCUACGCAGAGUGACUACUUUCGAAUAAUGUUCACAGCUGACAUGAGGGAACGGGACCAGAACAAGAUUCACCUUAAGGGACUGACUCCAACAGGUUUUAGUCAUGUUCUUCAGUUUAUGUAUUAUGGCUCCAUUGAACUGAACAUGAGCACUGUCCAUGAGAUCCUGCAGGCAGCCAUGUAUGUCCAGUUGACUGAAGUGGUGAAAUUCUGCUGUUCUUUCCUGUUGUCAAAAAUCUGCUUGGAUAACUGCGCAGAAAUCAUGCGACUCUUGGAUGAUUUCAGUGUUAAUAUAGACGGUAUCCAAGAACAGCUGGACAAGUUCCUGCUCGAGAAUUUCGUGCCACUCAUGUCCCGAGCUGACUUUCUGUCCUACUUGAGUGUUGAAAAGCUUUUGUCAUGUUUGGAGAAUGAUCAGCUGAGCCGAUUCCCAGAGAUUGAGCUUUUUGAGGCUGCGCAGGCCUGGCUGCGACAUGACAGAAGCCGUUGGAGGCACACAGAUACCAUUGUUCAGAAUGUCAGGUUUUGUCUGAUGAAUACGACAAACGUUUUGGAAAAGGUGAAACCAUCUGAAUUUUAUCGAUACUCACGGCAGCUGCGAUUUGAGGUUGAGCAGGCUUUAAGUUACUUUCAGAACAUUAAUCAACAGCCUCUUUUGGAGAUGAGAUCUAAUCGUAUUCGCUCUGCAAAGGCACAAACUGCAGUUUUCCGAGGAAUGAUUGGACACAGCAUGGUGAACAGCAAGAUUCUUCUGCUGCACAGGCCAAGAGUCUGGUGGGAACUGGAGGGUCCACAAGUACCGCUGCGACCUGACUGCCUUGCAGUAGUGAACAACUUUGUGUUUCUCUUGGGAGGGGAAGAGUUGGGCCCAGAUGGUGAAUUUCAUGCUUCUUCAAAAGUUUUCAGAUACGAUCCCAGACAAAAUUCAUGGUUGAGAAUGUCUGAUAUGUCCGUCCCCCGUUCUGAAUUUGCUGUUGGCAUCAUUGGAAAAUUUAUCUAUGCUGUGGCAGGGCGAACAAGAGAUGAAACUUUUUACUCAACAGAACGUUAUGACAUUACACAAAACAAAUGGGAAUUUAUUGAUCCAUAUCCAGUUAAUAAAUAUGGCCAUGAAGGAACAGUUCUUAACAAUAAGUUGUACAUAACUGGUGGCAUAAUGUCCUCUUCAACCUCUAAACAAGUGUGUGUAUUUGAUCCCAGUAAAGAAGGAACUGUAGAACAGCGCACAAGGAGAACACAAGUGGUUACAACAUGUUGGGAGAACAAGGCCAAAAUGAAUUAUGCACGCUGCUUUCAUAAAAUGAUUGCCCAUAAUGGGAAACUCUAUGUAUUUGGUGGGGUGUGUGUAAUUUUAAGGGCAUCUUUUGAGUCUCAAGGAUGUCCAUCUACAGAAGUUUAUAAUCCUGAUACUGAUCAGUGGACUAUCUUAGCAUCAAUGCCCAUAGGUAGAAGUGGACACGGGGUGGCAGUUGUUGAAAAGCAGAUAAUAGUUCUUGGCGGCCUUUGUUACAAUGGUCAGUACAGUGACUCCAUACUCACCUUCGAUCCAGAAGAAAACAAGUGGAAAGAAGAUGAAUACCCAAGGAUGCCUUGUAAGCUAGACGGCCUGCAAGUCUGCAGCCUUUACUUUCCUGACUUCAUAUUGGAGCAUGUUCGGAGAUGUACCUAAGACAUGGCUAUGGCUACAUUACACUAAUCAACUGGAGGGGAAACAGUAGAUCUUUAAUGGAUUUGGGUGAAAGCAAGUUAUGCAGUAUUGAAAAAGUAUUGCCCUUGAAAUACAAGAUGCCAAAAGAAGAAGUUGUGUACGUCUUUUCUGUGCAGUUCAGAGUGUUAUUUUUUGUUUAAUUUUAUUAGAUGUAGUCUUUGUCAAAAUCUGUAAAAGAUUUUAGGUUAAUUAAUUCUCUACCAUUUAAAACAUUUUUUUAAAUUUUUGUUGUUAAUGGGGAAGUUUACGUUUGUAACUGUACUUGACAGUUUGCCCCUUGAUACACUUGCAACCUCAGCUUGGCAUUCUUAGUACCUGGUACAAUUUCUGGAGAGCUUAUCUGAUUUUUUGGCCAUUUUUAUCUUUUUUUUUCCUUUUAGUUUCCCCUCCUGUUUAUAAUUCUAUCAACAACUUUGACCUUUCCACUAAAAUCUUAUAUCCUGUGAAUUUGUAACCAAGUUUUCCGUACUGUCUUUUGUGGUUUGAUCAUUCUGGCUUGGAAUUUUGCACCCAUCAAAUAAUGAAUUCUUUAGGACAGUAACAUGCUGAAAAUACCCCAAUGUACAGUUAGUUUAAUUCAGGAGGCAGUGGAGAACACAACAGCCAGAUAGGAAAACUAUUUUUGAGGUUGGUGGGAGGCAACGAGGGCAUGGAGGAAGAAGAUGCGAUCUAGGAGCUAGGAGAAUUUUAGAAUGAAUCAAUGAUUAUUUUGGGGAGAUGAAAACCUCUUAAAGGAAGUUUUGAGUUUCCUUCUGUGUAUAAACCUUUGUUUAACAGAUUUGUUUUGUGCUCACUUUUCAUAAGCUUUAACAUGAAUACAAUCUUUUGGUUUUUACAUUUACUUGUAAUAUAAAUUUAUAAUUUUAGAGUUUCCAAUGGACAGCCUUGGAAACCAAGACUCCAGCUUGAAUUGUAUCCUGCAAAUAGCUUAAGCUGUAUGAGCUAAUUUAAGAAAGGAUUGCUGGGAAAUCCUUUAUUAGGUCACUGCAAUGUCUUUUUGUAGUUUAAACCUCAUCACCUUUGUGUGAAUAUAGGGUUUGAGAUAAUCUGAUAAGUUUUCAGUAGAAUUGCAGAAGUCAGGUAAACAAAUCUCACAUUGAUUUGAGUUGAAAUGAACUGUAUUGUGUUUGGAUGGUGGUAACACUGGAAAGGCUUCUCUUAAAAAGAAAUGUUCUGUUAUAGGAACAAACAGCUUUUCAAAAUGCAUGUAAAUGUACAUUUUAGUACCAUCUCAAUGCCAUCAUUUAUUCUAGAAUGAGCAGUAAACUCUAGUUACAGCUUUUCCAGGGACUGAACAAUUUAUCUUGCACAUUUGUAACACCAUUUAUUUCUCUUUGUGACACGUAAAGCUUAUUUAAAAAUAUUGGACACAUCUACCAUUUUAACUGUUCUGGAAACCAAAAGAAGUUAUGGAUUUGAUUGUAGGAAAACUAGUAGAUUUAUCAAAAAAAAAGGAAAGGGACCAAAAAAUCAGGAAGUGUAAAAUGUUGCAAUGUAAAUACUGAAUCUUAUUUUUCACUCUGGGCAAAGUGGAUGCAUCAAGCUUCCAAAUUAAGUGUAUUUAGUUAGCUAUAGUCUUGAAAAUUUGUGCUACAGGAAAUUAAAAUAUCAAAAGAAAUUAUCAUCACUGACAUGUUAUUGUUGUAGCAAUUAAGCAAUCUGAAUUUAAGACUUCUCGGUUACAAGAUGACAUCAAUCAACAAACUAUAUUCAUCAAUUCUGUGGAGGUGAUUAACCCAUCCUCAUCACUUUACAAUCUGUGUUCCAGUUCCAUAGGAUGUACCUUUGCAACCAGUCACCUUGCUUGUUUUAUAGAUUCCAUUUCCACUAAUAUAAGUCCAUCUACUAGACUGUAAAUUACCACUUCUUUUAAAUACAACUCCCUGUACUGAGUAGUCUGCUUUUCAUUUAAAGCCUUAAGAUGAGGCUAAUUUAUAAUAAAGAGCUGAGAAAAGUACAUGUGUGUAGGGUGAGUGGGGAAGAAAUUGAAUCAAUUUUGCAUCCAUGAAAACAAUUUUUCAUAAAGAAAGACCUUGUGUUGUAGAAGUAUAUGUAGCUAACGUUUUGGUGCCUGGAGACUUUGUUCUGUUAAUGGGAUGACACUAUUUAUGUAUAAACCAGAUGCCCUUGUCUGCAUUUUUUUAAAAAAACCUUAAUUUAAAGAUCUUACAAUUACCAACUGGAAAAUACUUAGUUCUUUAGUUUCAUGAACAUUUUGGUAACUAUAAGAAACUGCAUUCAAACUGUUGUUCCAGGAGUUUUAAGUGCCUGUAUUCACAAACUAAAUUUGAGGUUAAAAUCAGUCUGCAAGGAUUCUUUAAGUCAAUUAUUUUGUUAUAUUGUGACUAAACUGGGGCACUGUAAAGCACAGCAAACCUAAACUUCUGUAAUGCAUUGUCAAGGUUUUGAGUAAAAGGGAAGUUUUUCUACAUUUGAAACAGACUGUAAAUCACAAACAUUGGGUGUUCUUGGACUAUUUCACAAAUGCAGCCGGUGCAGUUAAAGUACGACAAAAUAAAUUAUAGGUUUCUUAAAUGCUGUAAUAAUUUUUUUUAGAUUUUAUUCUCCUACUUGAAGCCUACUCAUCUCUGGUCAUUGUUGAGUCAUGGACCAGCUGUUCUGUUGGUGCAGGGGACCACCUUUACCAGCAGGAGCAGGCAGUAGCACUUAAAGUCUAAGACAGACCCAUGUUGGAAUGCAUUUACAUGUUAACUAUUUGAGUGUUCAUGUCUUAUUAUUUAUAUUAACUGUAUAUUCUCACUGGAAAAAUUGGAACCACACUGCAGUACAAUAUACAAAAUAUUCAAAUACCCACUUAAUCAGUGCAAAAAAUAUUUUGUGACUUUUUAAAGCUGAAGAUAUUUGUAAAAACUGUAAAAAGUGUUAAAUAAAAGAGUUGACUUUUAAAAA
Messenger RNA from Carcharodon carcharias (great white shark), 5523 nucleotides. It is a transcript of the gene klhl15, whose product is annotated as kelch-like family member 15. NCBI's taxonomy places the organism in Eukaryota, Metazoa, Chordata, Chondrichthyes, Lamniformes, Lamnidae. Gene Ontology annotation, cellular component: Cul3-RING ubiquitin ligase complex; nucleus. The record is from RefSeq and is a predicted model, not a curated record. Gene Ontology annotation, biological process: protein ubiquitination; nuclear protein quality control by the ubiquitin-proteasome system. The coding region runs from base 760 to 2574 and encodes 604 amino acids. The transcript has 5 exons. Gene Ontology annotation, molecular function: protein binding.